Molecule: messenger RNA, 3411 nt
Organism: Ostrea edulis (European flat oyster)
Lineage: Eukaryota; Metazoa; Mollusca; Bivalvia; Ostreida; Ostreidae
Exons: 1
Coding region: 1-3411 (1136 amino acids)
Source: RefSeq, a predicted model, not a curated record
AUGGAGGAGAUGGACUUGUUAAUUCAGUGGCUUGGAAACACCUCAUCAGCGACUCAGGCAAAGAGCAUCAGAAACGCUAAUGCAGCAAAUUCAGACCGUGGGUUGCAGCGAAUAUGGGAUCGUCUUCAUGAUCGCUUUGCCAAUCCGGAGGUUGUAGAUUCUGCAAUCAAGAGAAAACUUGCGAAGUUCCCUAAGUUAGGAAACAAGGACAACUUAAAGUUAUAUGAGCUCUUUGAUAUUGUGUCAGAGAUUGAUUCCUUAAAGGAAAACCCUACCUACUCAACAUUGCUCGCCUAUUUUGAUUCGUCAUCAGGUGUGAAUCUCAUUGUGGCCAAGUUGCCACACUACAUCCAGGAGAAAUGGGUGACCGAAGCGACAAAUUACAAACUGCGAACUGGAUGUCCAUAUCCGACAUUUCCUGUGUUCGUCGCAUUCUUGGAGAAGAUCACGAGGAUGAAGAUUGACCCUAGUCUACAGUUUGACACCUCAAACGACACUAACAAAGGUGAACAGCUGAGGGUGUACCCAGGAAAGCUACCAAGCCGUAAGAGCAACUCUACAGUGUCUACGUUUAAAACACAAGUACAGAGUUCUGGAACUUUGCUUAAAGACAGUGCUUCUAUUUUGGAUGGGUGUCCUAUUCAUGAAAACUCUAAACACACAUUGAAUGAAUGUCAUUCAUUUCGCACCCGACCAUUAGAUGAGCGGAAAACAUUCAUAAAGGAAAAUGGCUACUGCUUUCGUUGCUGCGGGCCAAAGAAACAUAUGAGGUCAAAGUGUCAUGAGACUGUCCUAUGUUCCAUUUGUAAGGGCUCUGAUCACUCAUCAGCCUUGCACAAAGUCUCUGGCAUUUCCUUAGUGGUCAAGAAAACCCAUGAGGGGGAGAAGCUCCCAGUUGUUAGUUCUAGCUGCACUCAGAUCUGUGGGAAGCCAUUCAACACCAGCAAGUCUUGUGCGAAGAUUGUGAAGGUCAUCGUGUACCCACAGCAGAAACUCGACCUUGCUAGAUAUAUCUACUGCAUCAUUGAUGAUCAAAGCAGCAACACUCUCGCCACCUCCAAAUUCUUUGAUUGUUUCAAUGAAUACGGUCCAGACCACCUGUAUACACUGAAAUCAUGUUCCGGUGAAUCUAUAAACAGUGGACGUAAAGCCUGUGGAUAUAUGAUAGAGUCCUGUGAUCGAUCGCAAAUGUUUAGAUUACCAGAUAUCAUAGAGUGCGACGAAAUUCCGCAGAAUCGGAAUGAGAUACCAUCUCCAGAGGUUGCAGCUAGCUACCCUCACCUCAGUGAUAUUAUGGACUACAUACCUACCAUUGAUGAUGACAUUUCUAUUGCACUACUGAUUGGUCUUGACCUUAUUGACACUCAUAUAGUGCUUGACCAACGUGUUGGCACCCCACUAGCUCAGAGACUACCCCUCGGAUGGGUCCUAAUUGGUAACUCAUGUCUCGGAACAGUUCACAAACAGACAGUCGUCACUGUCAACAAGACCUCCAUUCUAGCAAAUGGUAGGCCAACCUAUUUGGAGCCCUGUGACAGUUCCUUUCAUGUGAAAGAUGACCCUGUGUUUAAGCAAACAGCAUACGACGAAUGUGAAGGGCUGUCUUUGGAAGACCAGGCUUUCUUGGAUAUCAUGGACUCAGGAUUCCAAAUGUCUGAGAGUGGUAAGUGGACAGCUCCUUUACCAUUUCGGACCUGUAGACCCAUUCUACACAACAACCGAGAAGCUGCAAUGAAACGAGCUAUUUCAUUCAAGAGCACUCUUACGCACAACCCGACCAAGGCAACACAUGUGUGUGAGUUUAUGCAGAAGAUACUAGAUAGACAACAUGCUGAACCUGUUCUCGAAACAAUCAGAAUCACAGAGAAAUGGUACUUGCCGUUAUUUAGUGUCUAUCAUCCCAAAAAGCCCAACAGUGUGAGGGUGGUCUUCGAUUCUUCUGCUAAGUAUCAUGGCUAUUCCCUGAAUGACGUUCUACUGAAAGGCCCUCCCCUCUACAACAGUCUUCUAGGAAUCCUGCUUCGAUUUCGGAAGGAAGCAGUUGCUGUCACUACUGACGUUGAGCAAAUGUUCCAUAACUUCCUUGUUACAACAGAACACAGAGAUUUUCUUAGAUUCCUCUGGCACGAGGACAAUGACAUUUCUAAACCUUUAAUAGACUAUCAUAUGAAUGUUCACGUUUUUGGGAACAGCCCAUCCCCAGCUGUAGCCACCUACGGGCUACGCAAGGCAGUCGAGAAAGCAGAAACAGAUGUUCAGGACUUUAUUUACAGGAAUUUCUAUGUUGAUGAUGGUUUGAUUUCCUGCCGCACAUCCGAAGAAGCUGUUGAUCUGCUUGUUCGGACACAACGCACCUCGCAUGAUAAUGGGAAACUUAGGUUGCACAAGUUUUCAUCCAAUAACAGGGAGGUGUUGGACUCAUUCCCACAAAGUGAGCUAGCCAAGGAUCUCUGCAACCUUGAUCUUUGUAACGACACAUUACCAAUGCAAAGAAGUUUAGGACUCUCUUGGGACAUUGAAACUGAUCGAUUCACGUUCUGUACAUGUAAAGACAAGAAGCCAUUCACCAGACGUGGAAUAUUGUCUGUGAUAAAUGGACUUUACGACCCAUUGGGCUUCGCAGUACCAGUCGUUCUGAAAGGCAAACUUCUGAUGAAAGAAAUACUGUCCAGUACAAACUCCCUAGAUUGGGAUGACCCAGUUCCUGAGUUGUUUAAAAAACCCUGGGAUGUGUGGGUACAAUCCCUAUUUGAACUAGAACAAGUGUGUAUUCCUAGGCAGUACUCAGAUCACUCAUAUACAGAUUCCAAUGUUCGUCUCGUGCAUGUUUUCUGUGAUGCAUCCAAAGAUGCAAUCGGUGCUGUUGCAUAUCUGCAACUCUUCAAACCUGCUGGCCCAGAGCCCACUCUCAGUUUUCUACUUGGAAAGGGAAAACUUGCACCUAAUGGUGGCAGCACCAUUCCUCGGAUGGAACUGUGUGCUGCAGUUCUUGGAGUCGAAGUUGCAGCCAUAAUAAAGGAACAACUAGGUAUUCCAUCAGAAUGUUUUCGAUUCUACACAGACAGCCAGAUUGUCUUGGGUUAUCUGACAAACACUACACGCAGAUUUUAUGUUUAUGUGUCAAACAGAGUGAAACGCAUUCAUUCAGCUUCAUCCCCAAGACAAUGGAUACAUGUUGCCACAGAGCAGAAUCCAGCUGAUCUAGCAACAAGAUCAGUAAGUGCUACUCAACUUUCAAACAGUAUAUGGUUGACUGGACCUCCAUGUGAGAUAUUGACUAAAACAUUGCCAGAACCACUCUCAUGUUUUCCGUUAGUUGAACCACAAAAUGAUUGUAAGAUUAGACCUGAAGUUACAUGCAUCAAAGUUCAGAUGGAUGACGUGAAACCUGUUAAUCACAAGAUCGGGUAA